This is a messenger RNA of Culex quinquefasciatus (southern house mosquito), 5061 nucleotides long. RefSeq names its product protein translocase subunit SecA-like. The record is from RefSeq and is a predicted model, not a curated record. Gene Ontology annotation, biological process: protein targeting. The coding region runs from base 99 to 3002 and encodes 967 amino acids. Gene Ontology annotation, molecular function: ATP binding; ABC-type protein transporter activity. NCBI's taxonomy places the organism in Eukaryota, Metazoa, Arthropoda, Insecta, Diptera, Culicidae. The transcript has 3 exons.
AAGAGUGACAAGCUAGCAAUUGCAGUCUUGAACCUGUCUUCACCAAAUCAAGUUUAUUAGUUUUUGGUUGAACAAAGCUAGCGCAAAAGAGUAUCACCAUGGAACAAUGUGAAAGUGACUCUGACAAUUCGUCAGCCACAAAAAUCGAAGAAGAUGUUUCAAAAAUUGAUCAAAAUGUGGAAAAAAUACCUCCUGUAACGCACACAAAUAUUUUCACCGAUGAGCUCACUACCAACAAUUUGAACUGUGGCUUGAAUCAAUCUGUUAUGGAUGGAAAUAUGGUGCCAUGUACCAGUAAAGUCCAUGAAAAGAACGAUUUUGCGAAAGUAGACGAUGAGAAGGUCGAAGAGACUAAAAAUAUUUUAGUGGAAAUUUCAACAAAACAGGACAGGAAAAAAUUCAAAAAGAAUGACUCAUGCGCCACUGAGAGUGAUUUACUACUACCCAAAAAAUGCCUCAAGCAUGCAGGAAAACUUUACAGUCGCGAUCGGACACAAAAUAUAAAGCGUAAUGAAAUUAACAACUCCUUAACCGGAAAUUUACCAUAUUCUGGAAGAUUUCUGGAUGGAGGAGUCAUUUGGAGAUUGUAUGGAGAAAAUGGUCUGUUAACAUCAACGAACAAGUAUGUUGCUCAGGUCACCAUCGAACCAUUGGAAGAUUUAGAUUGUGCAUGUACCUUCAACUCCGCGAAGGACAUUCUACUGGCGAAUCUGAAAGUGACCAAGGUACUUCUUGAUGAACAUUUGCACGAAAUGCAAAACGCAAAAAUAAAGUACGAUGAGUACUCCAAGGCUACGUUCUCAAAUACAAUUGAAAACAUACAAAAUGCGGAAGAUCUGUUCCAACUUGCCAACAUUCUGGUUGAUGAUAAGCAAGAUGAUCAGAAAGUUACGGCAAAAAUUGAGGUGAACAGAUUCAUAUCUGAAAAGUCAAAGAAAGUCAUACUGGAAGCUAUUGAAAUGGAACACAAACACGCAACUAGGAGCAGUUUUUUGAGUAAGAUCAAGUCUUGGUUUAGUGCAUCAUCAAAAUCCAAAAGCUGCAUUGACGUGGUUAGAGCAAACGUACUGUCCGGUAUUCAAAAUCAUAAAUCACAGUUGUUAAAACUGUCUCCAGGUGUUUUAAAAUACCGUUUGGAAACGAUGAACGACAAAAACAUGCUUUUCGUCACAAGGCAAGAUUUGAAACUAUUUUCGGAUCUUUUGAAUACCAUUGAUAACACAAUUUUAAAACCAAUGUUAGUGGCUAUGAUGGACAGGUACUGCAUUUCAGUAGCUACGAUUAACACAAAACAACUGAGAUCAGUGUUACCAAUCACUAAAAAUAUCAUUUACUACCUCAAUAAAAGCCUGUUGGAUGUCAUCGAGGAAAUCGAGCCAACGAAAUCAAUUGAGAAUAUUUUAAAAUAUAAUCGUAUAGAAGGUUGGAAACAGGUUGAAGAAAUAAGUUGGACGUCAACACCAUCAACCAUGGAAAAAAGCAUCGAACAUCAGUUCAAACUGUUACUAAAACUGAUCAACCAUUUCGAGGUAGGAAGAAGUACAUCGCAUCACCGAUUUCCAUACACGUUCAAAGUGUUUGUGGACGUUGAAUCGAAUGCAAAUCAAAACGACAUAGCAAUGUUGCCAGACGAACUGCACGUGUGGAUCUGCCUGCUGGACGACACCAUCGCGCAGCUCUUCUCCAACGACCAACACGUUGUGAAAAUGUGCUCAGCUUUGCUGAACCUUUACAUUAAUUACUCACUGUCCGGUCAAAUUACGUCUGAUUUGUUGGAGUCUCUUCGCGUGACAACUCAUAACACGAUCCGAUUUGUGGCCCAAGCUGGCCCAUUUGCUAACCCGAAGAAUGAGCAGGACAAUGAACUUCUACUGAAGCAGAUCGGCUUCAUGAACCGAACAUCACUUGAGGGACGAAUGUCAUUUGAGGAUUAUCGAGAUUUGAUCGAGGUGUUCGCCCAAUACUGGAGAAAACGCAGUGAAGCCAUUGACGGCUUUUUGACGAAACUUUCUGGCGAAAGCUCGAAGCAGCACGUGGAGGAAAUCCAAUCGCUACUGUUGAAGUGCAUGGCUGAGGCUUUGGAUAAACGUGUAGAAAUGGUGGAACUAGUGAACUUUUGCCGAGUAUAUGAAGAAUUUUUGAGCUAUCUACACAACCUUCCUAUGGAGUGGUUCGUCAGGAUGCCAUCGAAAAGGUACACCGAGAUUUUUAUUGAAAAAGGAAUACUUCAGUUGGUUGAGAACAAGUGGAUGGAUAGUGACAAGCAAUGCUACUGCGUAAAAGAUGUCAAACAAUUUGAAAAACUAUUCCAUUUGUUAUUUGACAAACAUGAGCUACCCCGUAACUUCCUAGUUGAAACGAUCAAAAUGCUUUUGAAGUGCAUCGUAGAUCUGGAGACGAAAGAGCGUUGGAGCAAUGCCAAUGCUUUGACAGAGUCGGAGCAGUUGAACGCCACCGGACUGUGCAUUACCACGGUCAGAAGUUCCCUGUUGUAUCUCAAGGAACAACCAGAUUACAUCAGUUUCGAUCAAUUCCUGGAGGAAAGCACAAAACCUUUCACAAACGUAUCAAACGAAAGCAAUUCAUUUGAAGAUUUCGAAAAGAGAGUUCUUUUAAUUAAGGAGUCGUUCUGGUAUAUUCGAAACAUGAAUGCGAUAGACAUUGAUACCGCUUUGAAACUCUACAAAACCCUUAACAAAGCGGACUACAAUGAAGAUAGAUUGCGUUCGGCUUAUGAAAAAUACAGCAAACAAUUCGAACAGUUUAUGGCCAUCGAUUCCAACCUAUCCACAUCAUCCCGGAUUGACACUAUUAUCAAGGAUACCUCACAAAUGGUUGAAGAUUCCAUAACAUCAAAUUGGACGGUAAAAUUCAAGCAGGAAAAACUACCAAAAAUACUUGCCGGCUUGGCUGCAGUUUGGGCGCUGCACGGAUGUGGCCAUUACGGGACAAUAUCUGAAGCCGCACUGCAUCCAGAUUCUUUGCGUUUUCCGGUUGCUUAGUGUAGACCGGGAGGAUCCGGGUGUUCGGAAGCAUCUGGCUCAAGUGUUGACCGGACAGGGCAAAUCGCUGGUUCUGGCGAUGGUGGCAGCCGUUUUGGCCCUCUGUGGACAUUCCGUGCAGGUCAUGUGCUACAGCGAAUAUCUGACAACGAGAGAUUGGAAAGACUUUGAGGAUUUUUACGGCUACUUUGGCGUUCGAUCAAAGAUAACGUAUCAGACUUUUGAGGAUGCGGCAAGUGAGCAAAUUGAUCGUAUAGCAGGGAAUGCAGAAAAAUAUAUUCGUAGCUGCAUUGGUUUGCCUACUAGAACUCAAUUUUCAGCAGUGAGUCGAUCGAAACCAAUAUUGUUGAUUGAUGAGGUGGACGUAUUUUUCGAUGAAAAUUUGUAUGGUGAAACAUACAACCUCGGGACGUUUCCGCAUAUUCCCGGAUUAGAUAAAAUUCAGCUAAAGAUUUGGGAGCUUGUUCAAAAUCAAAGCUAUGAUAUUCGUCAAACAAUUGAUGUUUAUUUGAGCAACGCACUCAAUUCACAAUUAGCGAAGUUCAACGAACAUAUGAGAAGGUUCAAACAGUUUCAAUUGUUAACAGAUGACGGUGUAAAAACAUUCACGGCAGCAUCGCUAAUUUCAUCACAUAUUGAUGAAAUGAUAUCAAUAGCACAAAUAGUUAACAACUACGACUCAAAUAAUAGUUUCUUUUGCAAAUUUAAACUGGACAGCUUCGGAAAUAUUGUCUCAAAAGAUAGCUUUGGAUUAUAUGGAACAUGGACAUACAGUUAUUACAAUACGUUCAUUUAUUUUCGAUUAAAACAAACCUCCUUUAGGCAAGAACCAUACAACUACGGAUACUUAAGGUUGCGUUUGGGAAGCAUAUCUUACGCCAAAAUACCAGAAAAAUUUCCUCUGAUACUUGGCGUUACAGGAACCUUAACAACAAUAAGCUCCUACGAGAAAAAGGUCGUCAAAGAUCACUACCAUAUCAAUGAGAUGUCCGUGAUGCCAUCGUUCUUCGGCGGAUCAAACCUUAAGUUCAACGCAACGCAAGAUUUCAGAUGUUUAAAAACCGUCAACGAAUGGAUGAACGCCAUCUUUGGCCGAAUCAACACGAUGAUUAACGCAAAGAGAUCGGUUCUGGUCGUGUUCGACACUGAUCUCAAGGUUGAAGCCUUUAAGCAGCAAUUCGCGGCUCUGCUGGAUCGGUUGAACGUGCUGACCGUUAAUACCAAUCUCACCAACAAGGAACGCUUCAUCAACGAUGCCGGAGUGAGUCGGACGAUCACGCUGGCGACUCGCGAGAUGGGUCGAGGAGUCGAUUACAAGUCCAGUGUGGCCGUUGAGAAGAACGGAGGAAUGCACGUCAUUCAGAGCUUCUUUUCGGUCGACGUUAAGGAGGAGACGCAGAUUAAGGGACGAACUGCCAGGAAGGAUAAUCGAGGAAGUUACGAGUUGAUUGUUUGUUUUGAAGAUUUGAAGAGACAAAACCUUGUAGAAAAUAACGAAAGCUAUGUGUUAGUUUCGUAUAACCGUUUGAUUGCAAGCAGAAGCCGACAAUUGGUGAUUAAAGAUGCGGCGCGAGAUGAGAAACUAAGAAAAGCAAAUGCAAGGCACGAUGCUACUGUUGAAUUUUACAAAGAUAAUUGAGUUCAAGUAAGCUGCUAUGUCCGACUUUUUCAGAUCAAUUUCCAAGAGAAUCCAGCUGGGAUCUAGGCUCUAGUAGAACACUACCAAUCUGUGAACAGUACAGGAUGUGGCCAUGAAAAUUUCCAAAAUUGAAAAUGUAAAGUUAAGAGCUUGAGACUUGAGACAGAAUGUUGAACUAUAGAGAACGCAUCUCAUGUAAACAUAAAUCAAUGAGCAAACCAAUCCUAUAUCGACUGAUGUAGACAAGAAUAUCUUUGAAACUCUCGAUUAAAAAAUCAGAACACUUGAAGAACGAGAUUGAAAAUUGCAAUGGAAAUUAGUUUUAUGUUUGAACUGGCCUAUUUUAUCUAUUUUUUCUUUAUGUAUUUCAUGUACCAUAUUAUAAACAGAUUUCAAUAUAUAGAAUGAAAUAAACAGUAA